Molecule: messenger RNA, 1726 nt
Organism: Chenopodium quinoa (quinoa)
Lineage: Eukaryota; Viridiplantae; Streptophyta; Magnoliopsida; Caryophyllales; Amaranthaceae
Exons: 8
Coding region: 325-1539 (404 amino acids)
Source: RefSeq, a predicted model, not a curated record
UGAAAUUGAAAAAUGAAAUUGAAACCCCAAUUCCCAAACUUCUCAGCAGUCUUCCUUCGUUCUCCUCCCUCACUGCUGCUCGUUCCUUCGUACUCUUCCCUCGCUGCUGCUCGUUGCUUCGUUCUCCUCCCUCGCCGCCGCCGUUGCUUCGUUCUCCUUCCUCGCCGUUUCGUUUUGCUGUGCUCGAAUCUCUAUCUGAGGUAGUGGUGCCUGGAAGGAUUUGGAACUCAAAGAAUACAACUUUAAAGCUAAAGGUCUUCCACCUGAAAGUGGUCAUUUGCAUCCCUUACUCAAGGAAUGGAAGGUGGAACUAAUAAUUGGUAAAUGUUUGCCAAAUGGAGCGAUGAAUAUGAACAAGGAGUCGACGAAUAUGUCAAAAGGGCUUUUGCUAUUAAGUCUCAAGGAAAUCAAAUUUGUUGUCCAUGUCAAACUUGUCAUUAUCAAAGAAACAUCAAGUCAAUUGUCCUCGAAAAGGAAAAAACAUCGAGGACGAACAAUACUCCACAGAGUUCACGCACGUUCAAGAGAGGAGCGUCCUGUGAUUGUUCUGAACUCAUUAGGUCAGUCGUUGGACCUACUAAGGAGAUUGUGCAAGAGUUCAAGUUUUUUCUGGGAACAGUGGCAAGGGAUUCCGAACUUGCACCGCUUAACUACAGAAAUUUUCCUAGCCUACCGACACUUGAUAAGAUAUUGGAUUAUGUCCAGGAGAAGUAUAUGGUCCCCCAUGCCGGGUUAAAUUGGGUGAUGGAUGCUGUAAAUAGUUGGAAAUAUUAUAAAUGCCAAAUCAAGAAGAAACACUUCUAUGCAUAUGAUACGGAUGAUUUAAAGUGGGAACAUUAUCCAGAUACAAUCUCCGAUCAGAUGUUCCUAGAUCUUCUACAAUAUUGGCAUACCGAUGAGGCGAAGGCAAUUAGCCAAAGCAACAAAAGCAAUCGUCUAAUGUUAGAUGAUAUGCACACUUUGGGACGCAAAUCAUAUGCUAUUUUACGCCAUGAGUUGCAACAACAAGAUCCCGACAAGAAAGAACCUUCUCAAGCAAAGGUUUACAAGGAAUCAAGAAAAAGAAGUGCUGAAAGGACAUACAUUAGCAGCUUUGAAAAAGCAAAAGAGAAUAUUGACAAAAUUGAUGCUUUGGAGUCAGCACAAUCACAAGAAGAUGGUAAUGUAUGCAAUGACCCUUACAGUGAAGUGAUUCCACCUCCUAAACGCAAAAGUCGUUUGCAUCUAUGUGGCUCGGGUGUGAAGAAGAGUGAUUUGAAGAACAAAGAUACAAAGUCAAAUUACAUACUCCCGGAGGAAUUCCUGGUAGGCAUAAAAACACAAUUAGUCCAAGAAAUUGCACCUACCAUCACCGCUGCAGUUUUGGAUUCGAUUCGCGAGGUGAACCCUGGGAUUAAUCUUGUGGUUCCUAGUACUCUACAGCAAUUGACUCCGCAUGAUGCAUCUAGUGCACCAAAUCGAAAUACUGCCCAAAGUGGACAAUCUUCAAAAUCAUUUAAUCAGGUGGUUGAUGACGAUGAGCUACCCCAGGAUGAAUGAAGUAAGGACUAAUGUUGAUUUUAUGUAUCUAUUGCAACUUCUAGAGAGCUUUCAAAUUAAACGUUUGUUAAUUAAUUAGCUAGUGAACUUUUAUUUAUAAUUAGUUAGUAUUGACACUUCGUUUACUUUUGUAAUGCAACGAAUAUAUAUUAUAUGUACUUCGUUUAUUUUGCAAUGCAACGAAGAU